Harpia harpyja (harpy eagle) is the source of this 1633-nucleotide messenger RNA. RefSeq names its product mitochondrial ribosomal protein S10 (gene MRPS10). Bases 82 to 675 code for a protein of 197 amino acids. Gene Ontology annotation, molecular function: structural constituent of ribosome. NCBI's taxonomy places the organism in Eukaryota, Metazoa, Chordata, Aves, Accipitriformes, Accipitridae. Gene Ontology annotation, biological process: translation. Gene Ontology annotation, cellular component: mitochondrion; mitochondrial small ribosomal subunit; ribosome. The record is from RefSeq and is a predicted model, not a curated record. The transcript is spliced from 8 exons.
UCGCCUGUGGGCCCGGCGGAUGAAGCCGCUUUUCUCCUUCCGGGCCGCUCGCUAUGGUCGGCGGGUUGGGGCGGAGACCAGAUGGCGGCGGGGUGGCUGUGGCGGCGGCUCUUUCAGGGAUCAGCUUUUCCUGCCAAUUAUGCAAGCAGAAUUAUGCAAAAGCAGUGUUUUCUUCCAAACUCCAACUUGAUGGGAGUACGGCUGGCUGGAUCCCAUGUUGAUACACAGGAGGUUAAGACUAAUCCUUUGGUAUCUAUUUCAGAUGAACCAGAAACACUGUACAAGAGAUUGUCCCUUUUAGUUAAAGGCCACGAUAAAGCUGUGUUGGACAGCUAUGAAUAUUUUGCAGUGCUUGCAGCUAAAGAACUUGGCAUCUCUGUUGAAAAAGUACAUAAACCUCCAAAGAAGAUAGAACGAUUGACACUUUUAAAAUCUGUACACAUUUACAAGAAGCACAGAGUUCAGUAUGAAAUGAGAACACAUUACAUGUGUUUGGAGUUAAAAUACCUAACAAGUAGUACUGCUGCAGUUUACUUGGAGUACGUUCAACGGAACUUACCUGAAGGGGUUGCCAUGGAAGUAAAAAAGACUAAGAUAGAGAAAAUACCUGAACACAUUCAGGAACCAGUUUGGGAUACACUACCUCAAGUAGAAGAAACUGAAGUCAAGUCAUGAACUCACUCAGGGAGCACUGGAAAUACAGCAAGUCCAAGGGAAGGUCAUUCACCCAGGAAGCUGUGAUAUGAGAAGAUUUUGCUCUUUGUGUAAUACAAAGCUGUAGUUACAACUGCUUCAAGUCUGCUAUUGUCUUAAAUCAAACUGCACUGAAACAGGCAGAGUCUAGUACUUGUCCCUUCAAAUUAGAAAUUUGGAAAUAGAACCUCCCAUACUGAUCAUGGCUUUCCCCAGCAAGCACCAUUAGGAAAUGCCACCCUUUCUCGUUUCCACACUUCUGCAGCCACAAAAAUAGCACAACUGUCUUUAAAAAAUAUCUUUCCUGUCAUAAAAGUUAGGGAGAUUUCUUGCUCCUAUUUAAAACAUUUCAUCCUCAGGUUUCCCUCUGACUAGUUUGCUGUGGUCUUCUCAAGUUCAGGGGUUUUUUUCCACUAAAAACUAGUAUUCACUUGUUGUCCAUUUGUGUGGUAAAAAGUGGAAGUUACACUUCUGACAGUCAUUCAUAAGUCAACCAUGAUAAAUCACAAAGGCCCUCAGAGGAUCUGAAUGUAUGACAGCGUAUCUGUGCACCAGGGAAUGGGCGUACCUCUAUACUCAGUACCUCAACUGGCCCAGUUUCUUUAAGAUAGAGGAAUCAGAGAGGUAUUUCAUUUACAGUAAAAAUAUGGAAAAAAAAAAAACAAAACCAAAACCAACCCAUUUAAUAAAAGCAAUUUAUUUGUUUGGGUAGGUGCACACAGUGCAUGUAAUGUUUCUCUUCUAUAACAUUUUUCUACAUACUUUUGUACAGUAAGAGGACAGCAUUAUGGGAUUUGGGGUUUUGCGUCCCUCUGAAGAAGAAGUUACUGUCUCACUGUUCAAUCCAAAAUUCCUAGUUCUCGUAACAAAAAGUACCUUGCUUUGGAAAUGCUAUUUAUUGAAUUACAAGAAAUGUGAUUAAUAAAAAGGCCAUGUUUUC